This is a messenger RNA of Heterostelium album PN500, 453 nucleotides long. RefSeq names its product histone H2B family protein. Gene Ontology annotation, biological process: nucleosome assembly. NCBI's taxonomy places the organism in Eukaryota, Evosea, Eumycetozoa, Acytosteliales, Acytosteliaceae. The transcript has a single exon. Bases 1 to 453 code for a protein of 150 amino acids. The record is from RefSeq and is a predicted model, not a curated record. Gene Ontology annotation, molecular function: structural constituent of chromatin; protein heterodimerization activity; DNA binding. Gene Ontology annotation, cellular component: nucleosome.
AUGGCCCCACCAAAGAAAACCGCUGCCGCCGCCCCAACUCCAGCUGGAGAGAAAGCUCCAAAGGUACCAAAGGCUGCCAAGACUCCAGCCGCCGAAGGUGAGAAGAAAAAGAAGAAGAAGAAGGCCGACUACACCUCCUUCUCUAUCUACAUCCACAAGCUCUUGAAGCAAAUCGUUCCAACCAACCCUCCAUCAGGUGAUGCUCACAAGAAGAUCACCAUCUCAUCCAAGGCCAUGAAUGUCAUGAACUCCUUUGUCCACGAUAUCUUUGAGCGAAUCGCAACUGAAGCCGGUAUCUUGGCCCGUAAGAAGAAGAGAUCCACUCUCCACUCCAGAGAUAUCCAAGUCGCUGUUCGUAUCACUUUGACUGGUGAGCUCGCCAAGCAUGCCAUCGUCCAAGGUAUGACUGCCGUACACAAGUACAAUCCAAACUCUGAAGCUCCAAAGAACUAA